AUGGCGUCCCCCAACCACGAGCAAGAAGACAUGGACAAGCGAUCCAGUGCACUCGUUGCACCCUUGAACAUUCACAAGUCACCUAGCAGGUCACGCUCACGUACAGCUAUCCGCGGCCAUAGUCGACAGUCCUCCUCAAGGGGCACUCUUGGAAGCCACUCGCAAAAACACAUGUCGCCUCCAUUGACCCCAAAGUGUUCGACCGAGGCCAUGGCCCCGCAGCAAUCACAGCAACAACAACUACAACAACCCCAAUUUCACAACUAUCUUCGCGCCUUUUAUCACUACAACCCGACCUCGACCGUCUCAUCAUCGUCGACGGACGAGUCUUCCAUCACAGUAGCCAUUAACCAAGGCGAUGUCAUCCUCGUCCAUUCCGUUCAUCCAAAUGGAUGGGCUGAUGGCACAUUGUUGGCCUCGGGCGCCCGUGGAUGGCUCCCGACCAACUACUGCGAGCCCUAUGACCAUCCCAUUAUUCGAAAUCUGCUGACUGCUCUCACAUACAUCUGGGAUCUUGUCCGCGACGGAGAGAAUGGCGAUCUAGCGGCCUUUUCGAGGCAAGACUACGUCCGAGGCAUGAUCGUCGGCGUACGCCUUUUCCUUGAAAGAACCGAGUGUCUACAAAAAGAUUCGCGGCUCGUUCUGGCCCAUGUAGGUUUGCGUCGUAUGCGCAAAGCCCUGUUGGGCGAUCUCUCUACCCUCGUCAAGACGGCAAAGUCCUUUCAGGAGGCUUUACAGUCAAACGAGCUACCCCUCCCAGUAUUUGAGCACAUGGAUGAGCUUGUGUUCAAAUCGUUCAAGCUCGUCACCAGAGCAGUUCGCUUUCUUGACAUCUGGACAACAGAUGCCGUCUCUCUAUCACUGUUUGAGCUAGAAGAUGUGGACAACCGACCACUCACCCCGCCUUCGGACGCUGCAGUGGAACCAAUUACAACAUCGGCCCCAUCGACCGACGAUAGUGCCUCGGCGAAUACUUGCGAUUCUCUAGUCACACAGGCCAGUGGAUCGACCCAGGACGACUGGUACACUGGAUCCGCCCAAUCGUCGCGAAACUUCAACCGCCUGUCCGUCGCCUUUUCCCUACCCUCCGAAGCAGACUCUGUUCAAUCCUCAAUACUACAUUCUCAAUCCGGAUUUCAGUCGAAACGCACCUCUAUGACGCACCGCUUGUCAUACACGUGCAAGUCGUUCAAUGCGCACAGGGGAAACCUCGCUUCUGAGAAGCUCAACACUGCUCAGGACGCUUUUUUGGGCUUCAUCGGCUCUUUUAUCGGUUUGCACCUGCAAUCGCGCUCUUCAGAUGAGCUAGCUCAGACCACAAAACACUCCGUCGUCGCCUGUCGCCAACUCCUCGCAGUUGUUGAGGAAGUUUGGGAACGCGACUCACGAAGGUCUAACCCGCUCGAGGAAGCACGAGACGCCAUGUACGCCCGUCUGACCGAACUUGUGCAAGCUACCAAGGAUAUGUUCAUCCAGGCAGAUGCAGAGGGUGAAGAAGUCGUGGCGCCAGAUGCUGGGAAGCAGAUUGUCAAGGCUGCCACAAGCUGUGUACGGGCCGCUGGUGACUGUGUCACCAAGGCUAAAGUUGUGAUCGAGAGGAUUGGAGACUUUGAGUUUGAAACUGAGGCUGCUGGUUUGGGGCUAGAGAAAUCGAUAUUCCAGGAACCUAGCCCCAGUGAGCAACAAGAACAGCCAACAGUUGAGAGGCCUGCCUCACCUAAGCCUAACGAAACUGUCAUGGAGACCAACAAGCCACUGCCAGCACCGCCAACCGAGGAGCCUGAGAAGCCUCUCCCACCUGUCGUCUCCGAAUCGAAGCCUUUGCCCGAAGUACCGCUCCCUUCGCCCAUUGAAAAACAAAGGAUUAGUCUACAGCCAACUCUUCAGUCAGUCGUCGUUGAAAGCCCGACUGUCGUAUCCUUCAGAUCGUCCCGUGCAUCUCUGCCGCCUCUCGAUGCUGUGCCCACCCCGGUAUUGAAUCCGUCCACACUGUCUGAGUCGGCUGAGAGUCCUGCAAGCGCUACGCAGGAAAGUCUCGCUGGCUCUCUGAUUGCUGAAAGCGUCAUCGCAUCCGUCACCGACAGCGCUAGCACUUAUCACUCCAGUGCACGAGACGGCUCUGUUAGUGUCGAGUCUCUUGUCUCGACUCGUGCCACUACCCCAGAUCACUCGCCUUCGAAGAAGCAAAGCUGUCAAACCUUGGUCAGCAGCGUUGGUAGUUGCUCUGAGCUUCAGCAGUUGGCCAACGAGGAUGCUGCUGCUGGCGAGGAGCACCUGUUGGAGACAACGUACGUCCACGAGCUAGUUUACAACAAGGAUGGCCAGAUCUCAGGCGGUUCGCUCCCAGCCCUGGUAGAGCAGCUGACGACGUACGAGUCCACACCAGACAUUGUCUUUGUCAACGCCUUCUAUCUCACCUUCCGCCUUUUCACCACACCGAUUGAACUUGCACAAUGCCUGAUUGACCGCUUCGACUACAUCGGCAGCAGCCAAACCGUAGGUGUACCGGUCCGUCUUCGAGUUUACAACGUUUUCAAAGGCUGGCUUGAAAGUCACUGGUCAAGCGACACUGAUUGUGCCGCCCUGGGCGUGAUCUUGGCAUUUGCGACUGGAAAACUCCGAGCUGCUAUGCCUGGUGCCGGCAAACGACUAGCGGAAUUGACAUCCAAGGUCACCGAAGUGAGGGCUGGAGCCCUUGUACCUCGCUUGGUGUCGUCGAUUGGCAAGACUGGUGCCUCAAAUGCUACAUUCACACCCGCCGACAGCAACGUUCCAACGCCACUCGUCAGCAAGAGCCAACUCAAUGCUCUCCGGGCUAGCAAAGAAGGAAAGGCGCAAUGCAGCAUCAUGGACUUUGAUCCUUUGGAGCUUGCCAGACAGUUUACCAUUAUUGAAUCGAAGCUCUUUUGCGCUAUUCAACCAGAAGAGCUUCUUGCUCUCGAGUGGACCAAGAAGAAGGAUUCCAAGGCACACAACGUCAAGGCCAUGUCAACUCUUUCGACCGACCUGGCAAACCUGGUUGCUGAUACCAUUUUGCAACUUGAAGAUGCCAAGAAGCGAGCAGUCAUAAUCAAGCAGUGGGUUAAGAUCGCAGCCAAGUGCUUGGAGCUGCACAACUAUGACUCGCUGAUGGCCAUCAUUUGCUCCCUUAACUCUUCCAUGAUCAUGCGUCUCAAGCGGACGUGGGACCUCGUGUCCACAAAGACCAAGGCUCGCUUGGACGAGUUGAAAGCAAUCACCGAUGUUGGACGUAACUACGCCGUACUGCGACAGCGUCUUCAAGACCACAUUGCACCGUGCAUUCCUUUCGUCGGAAUUUACCUCACAGAUCUCACAUUCAUCGAUGUUGGUAACGGUACUACGCGACAGCUCCCUGGCGACCCUGGGUCUGAUAGCGUCUCUGUUAUCAAUUUCGACAAGCACAUGAAGACUGCGAAGAUUAUCUGCCAACUGCAGUCGUUCCAAGUCCCCUAUCGGUUAGCCGCCGUCCCAGAAAUGCAAGACUGGAUGGAUAGCCAGAUACAAAGGAUGCGUGUGAGCGACCAAGCUAAUGUUCAAAACUACUACCGUCGUUCAUUGCUUCUCGAACCGCGCGACACACAGCAUUCCACAAGGGGUUCGCCAUCCAUCGACAACAGUGCUCAGAGCAUCUUGUCAGCUGAAAGCCGAACCACCUCGAAGGACAAAUUCGAGUUUCUCAACUUCAACUUCUCGACAUCGAACCUCAAGGGUUCCUAG
Molecule: messenger RNA, 3738 nt
Organism: Bipolaris zeicola 26-R-13
Lineage: Eukaryota; Fungi; Ascomycota; Dothideomycetes; Pleosporales; Pleosporaceae
Exons: 2
Coding region: 1-3738 (1245 amino acids)
Biological process (GO): positive regulation of GTPase activity; Ras protein signal transduction
Cellular component (GO): plasma membrane
Molecular function (GO): guanyl-nucleotide exchange factor activity; protein binding
Source: RefSeq, a predicted model, not a curated record